Molecule: messenger RNA, 669 nt
Organism: Oldenlandia corymbosa var. corymbosa
Lineage: Eukaryota; Viridiplantae; Streptophyta; Magnoliopsida; Gentianales; Rubiaceae
Source: the annotation of a GenBank genome assembly
AUGCCGUAUUCUCCUGCUAUUCUAGCAGACAUUGAUCCAUCUUGCUCUGCUGGCUCCGCCAUAUGGAUGUCCCAGACUUGGCUGCUUUAUUUUGGUAUCCGAGAGCCACACAUCCCAGGCAGGGUGUUGCACCAGUUCGGCUUCUUGCAGCGGGUGCCUGACAACACUUUCAUCAUGGAGAAAAAAGAAAUAGAAAAGUUGCAUAAGGAGACGCGUGGUAAGAAAUGUCGAGAUGACGUCUUACAGAGGUGGGAGAAUCGACACAACACCCUUGCAGGUCUUCAGACGGAUAUGACUCUUGAACCCCAGGCAGCACCGGAAUAUCUAGUGUGGUAUCAAAAUCACACUGUCACUUUGGUCACCAAUCCAUCAGACUAUCGUCAGCCCCAGGGUUUUCAGGGAUCUGCUGAGUCACUACAUAUAAUGGCCAAUUUAGUGCAAAACAUGUGGCAUAUUACUGUAGAUGGGCUACAACGUAAUCCAGCUGAUUCUUGGAAUCACAAUGCCUUCCUACAGCUGCACGAUUUGACACAGCAGGCAAUGACUGUCAGCAAGACAUCUGUUUGGGCUGAUAGUGAGAACCCAAGCCAAGAUUUUGUUCCAGCUGACCCAACCCAGGAGUAUAUCCCACCUAGGCCUCCCAGAUCGACCGAGGCGGCUUCCGGUUAG